AUGGAUAGUCAGCGAUUUUUGAACUUUACGCGCGAGGAAGAGGACUUUGCCGCUCGUCAUAGUGACGUCAAUGAUUGCGUCUUGCUUUCUGAUUGGUUUAGAAACCUCUCAGAAGCCAACACAGCUGGCAAGAGGACAACAAAUAUGCCGCGGAAACUGAGAUCCACAAGCUCUGGUGACAAACCAUCAGUUGUCAGGAAGCAUGAUGACCCCACAAGUACAUCUCAAGAGGCUGGUGAGUCAACCUCCUCACCUGGUGGGAUAUCAUGCAUGUGUGCACCAUCAUCAAGAAGCUACAGUAGUGAACCAGGCCCAUCUACAUCUCGACAAACUGAUGCUGCACGUUUAAGAAGAGGGAGCAACUACUCCCAUACAGGAGAUGGCAAAUCACAGACUAGGUCUUUUCUGGAUCUCCUUGAUGAAAGUGACUUCAGUGAGAGUGAUGAUGACUGGCUACCCGAGGCAGUGACGUCAUCUGGGAGACUAAUUGGAGUUGAAGAAGCUGUCACUUCUUCGGACUCGGAUUCUGAAGAGGAUCUCCAGGAGAUAUCUGUAUCUUCAACUGCUGGGGAGCCAAGAAGAUUGUUUUACCUACGAAAUAAAUCUUUCGUAGACCAUGCUCCUCAGAAUGCAACAGAAAAUUUAGGAGCUUGUAACUUACUGAAACCAAUUGAGUAUUUCCUAUCUUAUGUCAGUGAGGAUUUUUUGGGAGAUAUUGCAAUGUAUACAAAUAUGAAAUCAAUUGAAACUACAGGUGCAUGUAUUAACACAAACAGCAAAGAAAUUGCCACUUUCAUAGGAAUGACAUUUGCUAUGUCAAUCAUAAAGAUGCCAAGAAUUAGAAUGUAUUGGCAGUCAAAAACUAGGAUCCCUUGGAUAGCUGAUAAAAUGGCAAGAGACAGAUUUUUCCGUCUCAGACAUUCGUUAAAGGUUAUUAAUGAUAACACUGUAUUGGAAGACGACAAAAAAAGUGACAGGUUAUGGAAAGUAAGACCUUUGUUGGAAGCAGUACGAACUCGUUGCAGCGAGUUGCCAAGGCCAUCGAAGGUCAGUAUUGAUGAAAGCAUGAUUCCUUUUCGAGGUAGAAUCAGUAUCAGGCAACAUGUCCCUGGCAAACCUUUCCCAGACGGGUUAAAAAUGUUUGUCCUAGCUUCUCCAAGUGGAAUGGUACUCGAUUUUGAAAUUUUUCAAACUAAAGAAGCAUUGCUAUCCAUUAUUGAAAAGCUGAAUGUUAAACCUGACAGAACCCUCACAACUGGUGAAGCAGCAGUAUUAAGGUUUGUGCGCAGUGUGGAUGCUGGCACAAGUAUCUUUUUUGAUAGAUUUUUUACAAGCUCAAACUUAUUGUGUGAUCUGUAUGACAGAGGCCUUCGAGGAACAGGCACAAUUAAGAAAAACAUGGUACCUAAAGAGGCUAAGCAAAAUUAAAGACUGAGGCAACCU
Penaeus vannamei (Pacific white shrimp) is the source of this 1443-nucleotide messenger RNA. NCBI's taxonomy places the organism in Eukaryota, Metazoa, Arthropoda, Malacostraca, Decapoda, Penaeidae. The record is from RefSeq and is a predicted model, not a curated record.